GUGCUUCCUGAGAAUGAAAGUAGUAUGUGAGAGAGUGGAUCUUCAGUAUGUAUAAAGAGUCUGUGGCAUAUAUAUUGCAAGAGAGAGAUCUCUGUAGCCGGGGCAAUCGCGCAAAUUCCAUGGGAUGUGGUUUUGUAUGUUCUUUUUCCCCAUCAUCUACGUACUUUUCUCACUCUCCCCAUUGAGGAUCUCUCGGUUGCCCUCUCUCACUCUGCCGCAACGAUCGGAAAAUGUACAAUGUGGUUGACUUCGUGUUAAAUAACGCGUUUUUAUGAGUUCGCGCGGGAAACGAAAUGCAGAGAAUCCCACAACGCAGCGACCAACAGGCGGCAAAGUACCGUGUGUGUCUAGCUUAGUCGUAUUCGAGAGUUUGGGCUGUGCGGUUCAUUUCCAAUAUUAUAUAUUGUUGAAGAGAUAUACUGGAAAUCGUACAAUACCACAGUCAAAUUGUAGAGGAAGCCUUUUUUUCACACAUGGAUAUUUUUCUUAUAAGGCUGCACAGCUUCUCUCACUAAAAUAAUUUUUCUUUAGCACAUUUUAGUGCUCUUCGAUCCAACUCUGUGAGCGGUGUUUUGGUGAAAAUAAUUAAGAAGGAGAAAAAAAAAAAGCAUUCGUGAGUUCUGCUAAAGAAUUUUUGGCCAGGGUCUAAUGAACUUUUCAUGAGAAGGAGGAGUGUUGUUGGUCAAGUAGUGAGUGAAGGCGCGCAUUAUAUUAUAUUCUGUGGUGCGUGCGGCUAUAGAGGAAGAUAUCAGUAAAUUGAGAGUGAGAGGAUUUAGAAUUGUACAAAGAACCGAGUUUAAAUUGAGCAUUCAUUGAGUGAAAAUGAUAAAGUGUAUUAUUCAGCGAUAAGCUUCUAAUUAAUUGUUUUUCGCUAAAUUCAACUGGGCAAAAGUUUCGCGCCAUAAGAGAGUAACAAAUAAAGAUUAUUCCCAAUACAUCCAAAUAGUGGAAAGAAAGAAACGAAAAAAAAUUUUUGAGAAAAGAUAAAUAUUGGUGGACGUAGGAGUGUUGAAAAAGAACCCGCACAAAAGUCGGGAAUAAAGCCAUCGUGGUGUGCCUGUUGAAAUGACCGAAGGGGAACUUCUGCAGGAGAACGGAGCGGCUUUUGGGAAUGGCGAUGUGAGAAUUUCCAAUGGUUCCCUCGGCAACGAAAGGCACAACAAGCAACCAAAAGUUGUGGCUGCUGGCACGAGUGGGCCCAGAGAGCGGCCGGUGUCGAUGGAAAUGAAAGAACCACCGGAUGGUGGAACACGUGCCUGGCUCAUUGUCAUCAGUUCAUUCUUCUGCAAUGGAAUCAUCUUUGGCGUCAUCAACACCUACAGCGUUAUCUACCUGCGCCUCCAAGAGGAACUUAAAAUGCGUGGAGAUCCCGAAGCAAGUAGUAAAUCUGCACUCGUUGGAUCCCUCACGAUUGGUGCCACAUUCCUACUUUCUCCAGUGGCGGGAAUUCUUACUGAUAAGAUUGGACUCCGACAGACAGCCAUUCUUGGUGGUGUACUCACAUCAUGCGGCCUCUUGGCAUCAUCCUUCGUUACUCACAACAUUAACGCCCUGUACCUCACAUAUGGCAUUAUGUAUGGCUUCGGUGCCGCCCUUACGUACACACCCUGCCUCUCCAUCCUUGGUUAUUACUUCAAACGCUACCUGGGUAAGGUGAAUGGCUUCGUGACGGCGGGUUCCAGUGUCUUCACAGCCGUGAUGCCCUUCCUCAUUAACUGGCUUAUUUCCUCAUAUGGCCUCAGUACGGCUCUUCGUGUUGAAGCUGGCAUUUCCAGCGUUAUCAUCCUGUGUGCCCUUCUGUACACACCAAUCGCCCCUAAAACAUCGCAAAUGCGGAUGCGCACUGAACCAUCAUCACCUGCUGCCAGGAAGAGUCUCAUUAAUGUGGAUAAUUGGAAGAAGAAGCGCUACGUCAUUUGGGCUCUAUCCAUUCCUGUGGCACUAUUUGGCUACUUCGUACCCUACGUGCAUAUGUCCAAAUUCAUUACGGUCGCCUUUGCGGGGAAUGACAUUAAUCUGCCAGUGAUGUGCUUGGGUAUUGCAUCGGGAGUAGGACGUCUUGUGUUUGGCUUCAUUGCUGACUUGCCGCGGAUCAAUAGGAUUCUUCUGCAACAGGUAUCCUUCUGCUUCAUCGGCAUCAUGACAAUGUUCCUGCCUAUUACGAGUUCAUACCCACUGCUGUUGGUGUUUGUUCUCGCCAUGGGACUCUUCGAUGGAUGCUUCAUCUCACUCAUUGGACCAAUUUCAUUUGACAUCUGCGGCCCCAAGGGUGCUUCGCAGGCCAUUGGAUUUCUCCUUGGCUUGUGCUCCUUCCCCCUUACAUUAGGGCCACCGAUUGCUGGGAUGCUCUUCGAUCACACAGGCUCCUACACAUUGCCAUUCAUUCUGGCGGGAAUUCCACCGCUGGUCGGUGCUACCACAAUGCUCCUUAUACGAUGUGUCAAAGACGAAAGUAUCGGUACAGAGAUGCACGAUAAAGAUCCUGUUCAGCAUCCCCUCGCCAAGAGUGCUUGGGAUGAAGAACGACCAUUUGACGAUAGGAAGUUCUGCAAUGGUAGAGUACCCCAUACGCUGGAAAGGAAGGCAUCACUCGCGAGUGCAGAAUCGUUGAAUGAUGUCGCCAACCAAUGAACAUUGAACACAAGUCUUGUGUUUCUGGUUCUUUUUUUUUAAAGAGAGAUUCAUUGACUAAAUGUAGGUUAAAAAAAUUAAUGCUGGACAUUUAGAAAACUACUGCAAAGAAAAUAAAUUUGCUGUAUCAAAUACGAAUAUUUUGCCAUGGAUUGGAGAAUCCAAUAACUUUUUUUUUGUAAUGGUACUUCAGACUUAUCACUUACUAUCGAUUAUAUACAAUGUAAUUUGUAAAAAUAAUUAAUUACUUAGAAGAGCUUUAGGAACAAAAAGCAGUUAGAUUUAAAAUUAAUUUGUUGUAAAAGUACAAGGAAAAUUUAGUAGGGCUACUUCACGCUAUUUUGCGUAUAUAAAGGAUAAAUUAAUCCGUAAUGAACAUAUUUUAUCAAUUUUAUGAGGGAACUGUGUUGGAGUUAGUGGAGGUGCCUGGUAUAAGAGCGAUUGUGUGAAGAACAUCAACCCGAUGGCAGCACACGCUAUCCGGGAGUUUAAUUCAAAAGUCACAACCGUUACGCGUAAAUCAAUAAAACAUUUUAAAUUAAAAUAAAAUUCAGACAAUUGAUCAUCGACAGUGCUAUAUUAUAUUAUUUAAAACAAAAUAUAUAUAAUAAUCAGUACAAGAUAACCCCUCUCUAGGAUGUUGACAUGUUAUGUAAAACUUAGCAGAGGAAAGAGUCAAAUAAAUGUCUGUUAAUAAUUUA
Lutzomyia longipalpis is the source of this 3332-nucleotide messenger RNA. RefSeq names its product monocarboxylate transporter 10 (gene kar). The record is from RefSeq and is a predicted model, not a curated record. The transcript is spliced from 4 exons. Lineage: Eukaryota; Metazoa; Arthropoda; Insecta; Diptera; Psychodidae. Gene Ontology annotation, molecular function: monocarboxylic acid transmembrane transporter activity. The coding region runs from base 1066 to 2631 and encodes 521 amino acids. Gene Ontology annotation, biological process: transmembrane transport.